GGAAAACGUCCCGAACCAAUAGAAGGUCCGAACGGGUGCAAAGCUUUUCCAGGUGGGUCCAAACUGUUACUUAAUUUGUUUCGAUAACGAUUCCCAUUGGUGUUAGUGGGGCCUCCCGUCCACGGCCGCAUGCAAGGUAUGGAUCCCUCGAGCUUGAAAUCUGCGCCUAUGAGAUCCUCGCAUUCGGGAAAGUUUCGGGAAACUGUAUAAACCGUGACUAAAUGCGUCGCCUGCAGCCCCCAAACGCGGUCGGGUUGGAUGUCAGGAAAGUUUGCUGCUGCGGGUAUAUCUCUGCUGAUAGAACACUGCAGGAAUGCAUGCAGCAGGGCGUAUCGUGUGAUAUCACAGUUCCCCAGGUUCCUUGUUGGGAUCGCGUGGAGAGAACGGGAUCUCAACGCCGUGACCCACCAGGGCUUGUGAGAAUUUUCUCCCACCGCGGACUUCCUCAACAGCCUUUGCCCUUAUCUCCCAGCCCCGGUGUUCGGCGGAUGCGAGGAUAGUCUUAUAGCGUCUGCCACGGCCUCUUGGACUUCCUCUAUUUCAUCACUCUUGACCGUCUCUGUGUUCGACAGCAGAGGGUACCUUGGCUGUCUUAUAUACUUGACUGUCUUAUACUCCCCAUCUCUCGACGCUCCUCGCCCCGCAAUAGUCGUGUCAAGAUGUUGAUGGAAGGCGUCCCUCCACCGUCCGACCCAAUCGAGAACAAGCAUGGCGACCCCAUGUACGCGGAUGAUGAUUUGAAGGCGGAGCUGGACAACACCCCUGUCGAUGACCCAUUUGGUAAUGAGGCAACUGCGGAGGUCAAGUACAAGACGCUGAAGUGGUGGCAAUGUGGAAUGUUCAUGAUUGCCGAAUCGGUCUCCCUUGGAGUCUUGUCCCUUCCUGCUACUCUUGAUACGCUGGGCUUUGUUCCGGCGCUCAUCCUGAUUGUCGGUCUUGGUAUUCUCGCUCUCUACACUGGAAUGGUCAUUGGCCAAUUCCGCGAGCGGCACCCGCACAUUCACAACCUUGCUGAUGCCGGUGAAAUCCUCAUGGGUCGGUUCGGCCGUGAACUAUUCGGCCUGGGCCAGAUCCUGUUCUCCAUCUUUAUCAUGGGUAGCCACAUUGUCACCUUCACCGUCAUGAUGAACACGAUCACCGAACAUGGCACCUGCUCCAUUGUCUUCAGUAUUGUGGGCAUGGUGAUCUGUUUGGUCCUGUCACUGCCCCGUACGAUCAAGAACAUGACCUACAUCUCCAUCGCCUCCUUCAUUAGCAUCUUCUCCGCAGUCAUGAUCACCAUGAUCGGCGUCGGUGUCCAAUACAAGGGCGGCACCAACAUCUACGCCACCCAGCAGACAAACAUCUACCACGGCUUCACUGCCGUGACCAACAUUGUCUUCGCCUACUGCGCGCACGUCGCCUUCUUCGGUCUGAUCGCCGAAAUGGAGGAACCCAAGGACUUCAACAAGGCUCUGUGCCUGCUGCAAGGCUUCGAGAUCGCCCUCUACGUCACCGCCGCUACCGUCAUCUACUACUACGUCGGCACCGGCGUCGCCUCUCCUGCUCUCGGGUCCGCCGGCCCCGUGCUCAAGAAGGUCGCGUACGGUGUGGCCAUCCCCACCAUCAUCGGUGCCGGUGUCGUCAACGGCCACGUCGGUCUCAAGUACAUCUAUGUUCGCAUCUUCCGGAAGUCUGGCCGCAUGGCUAAGCGCGACUUCGUCUCCGUUGGUUCCUGGGUUGCUAUUGGCGUGACCUGCUGGAUUAUCGCUUGGAUUAUCGGAGAGGGUAUUCCUAGCUUCACCAAUAUUGUUAGCUUGAUUAGUUCCUUGUUCGCCAGUUGGUUCACCUACGGUCUCAGCGGCGUGUACUGGUUGCACAUGAACUGGGGUUAUUGGUUCUCGUCUCCUCGCAAGAUUGCCCUCACCAUCCUUAAUUUCUUGAUUGUUGGUAUUGGUGGUACUAUUUGCGGUCUGGGAUUGUACGCCUCCGGCAAGGCGAUCCACGACGACAGCUCUCGGGCCAGUUUCACCUGCGCCAAUAAUGCGGACUAGGCUUUGACUUUACUUACGGCAUUAAUUUAUCUGUCUGGUUUUUCUUCGCUUAUGGGUUGGGUUUCUGUUUCAGCGUCUGACGAUUUGCGAUAUAUUGUACGGAUGAUCUACGGCUGAUUCUGAUGGUCAUGUAUAUACUAUAGACUUGCAUUGAGCGUGUUGUUCUAGAUGUCGGUGUUUAUUCUUUUGUGUCUUCUUGUAUAGUGGUCUAGAGAUAUAAAUAUGUUGAUAUUGUUGUUCGGACUACGGCGAAU
This is a messenger RNA of Aspergillus pseudotamarii, 2287 nucleotides long. Its product is annotated as putative amino acid transporter. Gene Ontology annotation, biological process: amino acid transmembrane transport. Gene Ontology annotation, molecular function: amino acid transmembrane transporter activity. The transcript has 8 exons. The record is from RefSeq and is a predicted model, not a curated record. Bases 660 to 2033 code for a protein of 457 amino acids. Gene Ontology annotation, cellular component: vacuolar membrane. Lineage: Eukaryota; Fungi; Ascomycota; Eurotiomycetes; Eurotiales; Aspergillaceae.